AUGUUCACUCCACUCCUCGACCUCACCGCAGGUGAUCCUUUCUGCUCUGCUUCUGCUGCUUUCUUCGGUAUGAUGGGUUGCGCUUCUGCUCUCAUCUUUGCCAACUUGGGUUCUGCCUACGGUUCAGCAAAGGCUGGUGUUGGUGUUGCUCACUUGGGUAUUAUGGACCACAGACUUGUCAUGAAGGGUAUUGUUCCAGUUAUCAUGGCUGGUAUCUUGGGUAUUUACGGUUUGAUCGUUUCUAUCAUUAUUGCUGGUUCCAUUAACGUCAAGAACGGAUACAGCUCAUACUCUGGAUAUUCUCACUUGGCUUCUGGUUUGGCUUGUGGUUUGUCUUCAUUGGCUGCUGGUCUUUCUAUUGGUGUUGUUGGUGAUGCUGGUGUUCGUGCUUAUGGUAAACAACAAAGAGUGUUCGUCGGUUUGAUUUUGAUUCUCAUUUUCGGUGAGGCUCUUGGACUUUACGGUCUUAUCGUUGCUCUCGUCGUUUCUAUGAUUGGUCAAGGUCCAAAAUGCCCUGCCAUUAAUUAG
Naegleria lovaniensis is the source of this 528-nucleotide messenger RNA. RefSeq lists its product as uncharacterized. The record is from RefSeq and is a predicted model, not a curated record. Lineage: Eukaryota; Heterolobosea; Eutetramitea; Acrasida; Naegleriidae. Gene Ontology annotation, cellular component: proton-transporting V-type ATPase, V0 domain. Bases 1 to 528 code for a protein of 175 amino acids. Gene Ontology annotation, biological process: proton transmembrane transport. Gene Ontology annotation, molecular function: proton-transporting ATPase activity, rotational mechanism. The transcript is spliced from 2 exons.